UUUCAGUUCGUCAUUAGAAUCCUCCGUCACUGAGCCCUUCCCUCUAGCUGCUCAGUGUUUAAAUAAGGAUUGUUCUCUGAUACUUCAGUACAGAGACAAGCCUGCAGUUUGUGGGAGCUGCAGGACUCAACACAGUCACACACCAACAUACAGCACAGCAUCACUGACAAGAGCAAGACUGUCACCCACUUAACAUAACCUUUGUGACAAAAAGGACUUGGUCAUUUUACAAUCAUCAAGGAAUAACUCCAGGCUUUGAUUGCUUUGAAGAAAUAUCUCAUCACAAUGUCUUCUCACAUGUCAUUGCUUCUGUGCAUCACACUCCUGUGCUCUUUAGGUAAGUCAUCGUAUUACCUAGUUAUAUUCAUUUAUGGAGAAUCUUUGCAUUUCUGCAGAUUAACAUCUUUUUAGGUAUAAAAAUUCGAGUACUAAUAGCAGCUGAUCAUUUAACCUCCUCCAUUAAAAUGUUCCAUAGAUUUUAGAAUGUUCAUCAAUUGAUAAAUGUCUUUUUUUUUUCUUACAUUUAACAAGGAUCACCAAUUUUAUUAAUAAAUAAAUAAAUUUGACAUAGAAUAAGGAAAGAUGGAGUUAUUCAUUUUACUCAGCUAUAGAGGAAACCAAUUUUUCUUUGAUCCAAAAUGUUACUAUUAUUUUUUUAAUUAUAUACUUUUAUGAAUUAUUAAUUACAUUAUUAUGUCCCCGAUGUCCCAUAUUUACUUGAAAAGAGCUACGAUGUGUUUUGAGCUGUGAGUAAAUUAUUAGGGGUAUACACCCAAGAUGCGCCUGUUUUCUUUGAAAUGCUAUUGUUUCUUAUAUACGGUGUAAAAAUAGAAAUAAAAGAGUAAUCUAGUUUUAAUACAGGAACACCCUAACCUUUGACGCUUGAUGGGAUUAUGUUUGUGCCUCAUGCUUUCAGAGUACACUGUGUAACAACACCCUUACUUGUGUCCUGUCUAUAUCAUUAGACUUUUAUUAUCUCAACUGGAGGUUUUAAAUAUACUUCUAAUAACUCCUUAACCUGCAAACAAUAUUCCAAGUUUUUUCAAAAAUAAUAUCAAUAAUUGUGCUUUUUUUUAGAACCCUGAGGUUAUUUACACUCUUUUAAGGAACAGUUUGCUAAUGAAUGAGUAAAAAUAAUUAUUACAUUGCAUAACUUUCCUUUGAAUAUUUUUGUAAAUGAAUAAACAUAUAUAUUUCCAGCUUUCCUCUUUCUGGUCUGAUGCAACAGAGAAAAUAUACCGGUACUUUCUACAAACAUUCAUGUAUACUGCACAAGAUUGAUUAAAGCUAUAUACAGACUAAUAUAGCUUUAAUCAAUUUUGCGCUGUAUACAAGAAUGUUUAUAGGAAGUAUAAUUUCUGUCUGUUGCUUGAGACCAGAAAGAGGAAAGCUGGAAAUGUGAAGUAAGAGGCCACUGAUAAGGAACAUGUGCCUACUUGUCUGGGACAUAAGCUGCUGAUGAGAGGAAUGUGUGUAUACUGAAAUGGUGGAAGGAAUGCUGACAAGUUUAUGAAUGAAUGGAUCCUUCAACAGUGUGUUUAGUUAUGGAUGGCACAUUUGUCUAGUGGCAUGACUAAUGUUUAUGUAUGCAGUCUUCCAGGACCAGUGACAUCCCUUAUUUAACUAUUUAACCUUCGGAUUAGGAUGUGCAAUGCUACAUGUUGCUUUUUGUUCUUAUAUCAGCAAUUGAUUUAGGGAUACCAUACUAUACCCUUUCCUUAAAGUCAUUCCUAGGUCAAAUCACACUAAGGCUAACAUUGCUGUCUACAGACUACAAAGCAAUGCUGUUAUAUUAAAAUGCUAGUGUUGAAUUAGAUUGAUGACAGUAGAAUGGUACUCAUUGGUAAAGUGUGUUCAUUUGCCAAAUAUAAUACACUUUGCCUUUAUUUCGUAGAUUGUCUCUGUAAGGAUUUAUUCACAAAAGCAAUUUGCAAGGUAUUACCUGGAUGCCUGUCAUGUUCAAGAUUUUGUUUUUUCAAAUCAUCUAUUUUAUACCACAGUUUAUUUACAAGUACAUAGCUACCCUUCAUGAGCCAUUGAAUUAUUGCGUAAUUCAGUAUGCUAAUUAUUAAACUCUUUGAUAUCUGCAGCAUGCCAGUACCAGGUGCAUUGUUCUGAAGCCAGCGCUACCUCAGUCCAAACCAACGCAACAUUACCUGAAGACAAUCCUGUCGCUAAUGGAACCGACAGCCUGCAUCAGCCAAACAAGGAUGAAGAAGAUGUUGAAGAAGAUGAUUAUGACCAGGAUAUUUCUGUAGGAUAUAUUAUAGAUGAUUCUAUUCGUGGUAAGUUAGGAGAAUACUUUUUUUUAUAUCUUCUAAAUAUAAUGUACUGAUACAUUUUUGACUGCCUGAAUAGCUCUUGUCAGGAAUCCAAGAUCAUUUUCAAAUUUAAGGCCACUAUAGUGAAACUGUAAACAAAAAUGGAAUCGGUUAUGCUUCCAAUUCAGGUACUUUGACCUAAACUGUGAAAUUCAAUUUGAAUUCACUUUAAAUAUCUGACAAAUGCCACUUAUUGUAACCUACUCAAUGUGUGAUUGUCGAUCCAGAUUAACCUACUGAUACGAUUUUUGUAACUUUGAUAAAAUUGAAUAAAAAUUUACAAAACAAAAAAAGAUGCCACUUUAGUGAUUAGCACUGUCAAAUGUGAUUAUAUGGGGAUAUAUAAUUUUCAGCUGGAAGAACUAUUCUAAUCUAUUACAAAUUCUACUAAAUUGCAGAAAAUGUCUCUCAGUUCCCUAGCUAUAAAAAAGUAAAGUGUGAAAUCGCUAUUGAAUUGUAUCAAUAGCAUUUAGCGUGUGAAAAAAAUUUAAUAUAUUAUAAAUCUGAUUCAGAAUCAUAAAUUUGUACUUGGAGCCCACAAACAGAAAAGAAAAUGCUAAAGAAUAUUUAUGCGCCAUAUCAAAUGAUCUAGGAUAAAUCUCACAUGAACUAUCUAGCAUUCUGUUAACAGGUGGCUAAAUAGCAUUUUGGUGUGUGUUCAAUAGGCAACAGUGUGUUAGCAUUUAGGUAAAUCGAACUGUACCAUAAGUGUAGUCACCAAAUUAGAACAUAAUGAUUCAGAUAAGAGAGAUAAUUGUUUGUGUCUGGGUUUUCAGACAACCAGACAAACAUAGAAAGAAGGAAAAAAGCCAAUACAUUUGGAAAAAAUAUACAUUGUUUAUGGCAUCCCACACGCAAUAUGUCUCAGAACCAUGCAGAGAUGAAAAGAGACUCAGAUUUGAGCUGUGUAUAAAGUAUUGUACAAUUAUGUUUUUACGGUCUGCCAACCCUUACCUAAUCUUGAAGAACUGUGUGGGUCUGAAAGCACAUUGCUGCCAAAAAUGAUUCAUUUCAUUCAAUAUGGUGAUCCUUAUUAUCAACAUUAAGACACUAUCUGUCAAAUAUAAGGUUGUUAUAUUCCAAUUCAUUUGAAUAAUGUAGAGCAGAUGAAGAGUUUUCAUAGCUAUUUCUCUAAAAUGUUCAUUUGUUCUUUUCAGGAUAGCUGCAUUUUCUAAUAUAUCUGCAUACUGAAUUCUGAAAAAUGUCUUUUAGGCAGAUUUUUUCACAUUCCAAUUAAUGGUUGCACCAGGCAUUCCAAUGCUUAGGACCAUGUUUCCAAAACCAAUUUAAAUACUAGUUUCACAUCUCUAUAUAACUUGGAUCUUUGAAGGUGUCUGAAGCCUGAUUUGGAAUCCAAUGGUUGUAUGAAUAAGAUGUUUUAGAUAAAAGAAGGCACUAUUAAAAUGAGGUCUUAUCUGUGGAAUUCUGUAAUGAUUAUAGUAAGCCGUAUCUUUUCAGCUAUUUUGUGAUGUUGCGCCUCACCUCGCUGAGUCACAUAUUUUAAUGAAACAUGCCAAACAUGCACACUUUUAUGAAUAGCAUACCCCUUCUCCCAACCCAUCCUUGAGGGCUUAUGUGUACUGAGUUAUAACCCAUCAUAUUGUGAGUAAAGGUGAACUUCCAAAAAGGAAAUGACUGAUUCAUCUUCAACUAGCCAUAGACAAAAUAGGGUUAACUGUCUUAAAAGUUUAACUUAGUGAAGGGACUGUCUUAAUAUCUUUAAUGUGCAAGAUCUCUUAAUGUGCAAGAUCUCUUAAUGUGCAAGUUCUUCGUUACAAUAUUCAAAGUAUGUCCAUUAAUCAUUAAGGGCUGUGGUAUGUAGUUUAAAUACUAUGCCGACUUACUCAGUGACAAACAUUCCAUACUCUGAAUUAAUGUUUAAUUUUGCCAUACACCAUCACAUAACCUGUUAUGAUGUGUAACUUGCUGUGAUAUUUGACAGGCAGUAGUUGCAUUACAGGAAAUUGUUUGUUAAUAUUUCAAUGGCAUUUUUGUUGCUUGAAUGGCUUUUACAAUGUCAUACCUUAGUAAACAUCUCAAAUAUUCUUUGAAUGUUUCAGAAAUAUGGGGGUCACUAAAACGUCACUUUUGGUGUUUAAUGUAGCUUUACAUUUAUCUACCGGUUAUCAUAAUUAACUGAAAAUGUAUAUAAAACAUGUUGAGCAUUAACAUUUAUUGUUUUUUCUCUUCAAUCAGUACAACCAGUAGUCAAGCCAGAAAACACAACUAAAAAAAAUGAAAAGAAAAAUGGAGAAAAGAAAGCAAAAAAGGCCAAAAAUGACAAGAAAAAGAAGAAGAAUCCAUGCCUAACCACACAUAAAGACUUCUGCAUUCAUGGUCAAUGUAAAUACCUUUCCAGUAUUAAAGAGGUUACAUGCAGGUGAGUUUCCCUGGAACAAAAUGGAUGAUUUAAAGGCCAAUGUGUAUCUAUUGUAUGUUUGUGAGUUUGGUAUUAUUUAUAAGAAUUAUGAUGAGAAGGUGAACUUUUUUUUUAAAUUGUAGUGUUUAUAUCUCUGCUAUAGAAAUGGUUACCUCGUUAAUUUUACAUUAAACCAAACUGUUAAAGAGUCAGGUGCUAGAUAGGCUGCUUUCUUGAACUUUGAUAUUUGCCAAAUAGCAGCUGGGAAAGUAUAUGAUUUAGUCAUGUAACAAUGUACAGACACUAUUUAGUAAGUAACCCCCUUCACUGCAGUAACUUGAUAACUUGAAAAAAAGGCUUAACUAAAUUACCAUAGGUCCAUAUAUUUGACCUUCAUAUGAAUAAUGUGGGAGUAUUACACAUCCCUCUGUCAUUCAAAGGGUUUAGUUGCCCACAUAAUAAUUAUUAAAAGAAUUAACUCAUAUUCCAUCUGAGCUACUAAUAAUGGGAAUAGAAGAUCCCAACUCAGUAUAAUAUUUCCAUUAUAACAAACAGUAAAAACUGGUAUUUUAUUUUAAUAAAAGAACUACCUUGUAAGUGUGAGGUGAAUAAGCACGUCUCAGAUCAUUGAAUUUCAAGGCAGCCGGUGUAUAAAAAGAGUCACACAGUACUUUUCCUGGAAUGUGAUACUUAGAUGAUGUCAAAUUACAUUCCAAGGAUGACAAGUCUCUAUCUCGAACUGCGCUGCCCAUUUGUGAAGUUCUAUUUUAGGCCUAGCUUUGUCAGGACAUUUUGACAUGACCACAUUAGUAACAAGAACGGGUAAUUUUGAUAAUUAAUCUGCAUUUAUUUGGACUUUUGCCAGAUGUCAGAAAGACUAUUCAGGAGAGAGAUGCAGUACAUUAAGUACACUUUCCAUGAAAACACAUACGAGUGAACUUGGAGAUGUAUCAACAGUAGCUUUGGCUGUUGCAGCAGUUCUUCUGUCAACGAUCAGCCUUGUUGCAAUUAUUAUCAUCAUUGUUAUACAGUAAGUAUUUUAUAUAUAUUUUUUUAAUAUUUUGUGCUACCAUUUUCCAUCAUUUAAAAAAUUUAAAAUUAAAUUUAAAAGAUAAAUUUUACAUAGACUUGGUGGUAGUUUUCUAUCUUUUGCUAAACCAUACCUGGCCGUGACCUUUAACCCUUUGUUAAAAUUAAUGGAGACACAAUAUUUCAAGUUUGUUGUAAACGGUAAACUUACUAUUUAUUGGAUAAACUCCUAAAACAGACAACUGUAUUGUUUAAAUAUAUACUAUGCAGUCUUAUUUUUAGCACUGACCUUAUAAUAAUUAGAUUUGUACACAAUGCAAAAAGGUUGAUUUAUUGACCUUAUGUGUGACUGCAGUCUGACUAUGCAUGUGCAUAAAAUAAUAAAGGAUUCACGAUAAGUGUGGAUGAGAAAUACUCAACCAUAUAUUGUACAUGUUUUACUAGAGUUAUAUAACAUCAUUUUAGAAUCUCUUUGUUGAAAAUGUUAGCAGCAUAUGCCAGAUGUUCAAAUAAAAUGUAACAUUUCUGAAUUAUUUUUCUUUAAAGCACCCGUAGGAAGUAUUCUACUUAUGACUGCGAAGCGGAAGAAAAAAAGAAAUUAGGUCAAGAAAAUGGAAGUGAAGAAAUUGACGUAUGAAAGCAUUUGUAAGUAUAUAUGAAAGGGAAUUUAUUUUAUCAAUAACAAUAAUUGAAAUGUUGUGCCUCGCAGUAUCUGGUUUUCCAAUUGAAAGCGAGUUGAACACGUGGGGAAACCUAGAGUGAGGGUAGGACGGUGCCAGCUAAAGAGUUACUUUAGCAAAUUCUAACAUUUACAGCACAAUAUAAAGAGCAAACCUAGUAUAUAUACAAUAAAUUCAGAAGGAUGGAUUUUUUUUCUCCCUGCCAAUGAGUAAAGCCAACUCAACCUCUCAGAAGAAGAAUUUUUGUCUACGCUACUGCAAUAAAUUGCAUUUCAUCUUUAGAGAGAGCUGAUGUGGCAGCAUUUACAAUUAUGGGAAUGGAUGUGACAGUUAUGCAUUUACGUAUUCCAUAUGCCAGUGAACUCAGCUAUACUACAAUUUAGAGUCCAGAUUUAAGCCAUCUGUAAAACACUUCUAUUGAUUCAAUACAGAGAGUUUUCAUAAACACUUAUACAUAUAUAUGUGCAGUUUACAGUUCCAUUGUAAAUACAGCUCCAAUGUUUAUAUCUAAACAUUUUUAUUUUGUUGGGGAGAGGGAGGUGGGAUACAUCAAUGUGGAGCAUCCUGCUUUAUGGUUAAACUACUCAAAACAUCUAGAUCAGUCCUUCUUAUUACAUUUGCUGAUUACUUAGAUUUCAAAACAUAUUUUUGAACAUUCCAUGUUUUCUUUUUUUUUAAUGUUUUUUUUUUGUUUUUUUAUAUUUGACAUAGAAGUCUAACAAAUGUAUUUAGGUGUAGCAGACAAAGUGAAGUAUGCUUUAACAUACUGAUAACCUGUGCAAAUGUUUCCUUUUUUUAAACAGAACUAUGUAAAAAAAAGAAAAAAAGUGAAUAUGCACUGCCGUGGUGAGCUGGAAAAAAAAGACUUUAUUAUCUCAUCUACAUUCUUGUCAAAACGACAAAACAUUAUUUAUAUUUAAAUGGCACAGACUUCUCCUGCAUUCUGAAAAAGAAACAAGGCUUUUCUGGGAGUACCAGGCUAUUUGUUGCCAACAAGUCAAGAUCUCACCAUACAAAGGAGAUUUUUCUGAAGUAAAAUGUUGAUGUGCAAAAUAUAUCUAUUUUUUUAUAAAUUAAAAAAAAAACAUAUUUAUUUUUUAUUUAAAAUAUUUAAUGUAUUGUAAAUAUGUGUUUAAUAUCUGAC
Molecule: messenger RNA, 7533 nt
Organism: Pelobates cultripes (western spadefoot toad)
Lineage: Eukaryota; Metazoa; Chordata; Amphibia; Anura; Pelobatidae
Source: the annotation of a GenBank genome assembly